CAGGAACGAUAACUCCCAAUUACUGACCUUGAUCAUUACUUGGAGCUCAAUACAAGUACUAUUUUUCUGUGUCUGAGGUAGGUGACCUACAUAACAGGGAAAUGGCAUACCCUUACAUGAGAAAAGUAGGCACCGGCCUUACUGGUAUGAUGAAAGUGGAACAUCCUCACAGGAGGUUAACAAUAUUGUAUGAGAAAGUUAUACAAACAAUCAUCAAACUUCCAGCAGAGAGUGUGUAUCGCCAGCAUACUGAACCAAUGUACCGUCAAAAACUCGCCCUAGUCAAAUCGGUGGAGGAUGUAAAAGAUUUAGAACAACAGUUGGGAGAUAAUCAUAUUGAGGAGUCUCUGCUUUCUGCAGAAAGGGAGCUUAUGUUAACUAGAAAUAUGUUAAAGUGGAAACCAUGGGAACCAUUAAUAGGAGAAGCUCCGAAGAACCAGUGGACUUGGCCACCCAACUAAAAAAACUGAAAUGUGUUUUUUGAUGUUAAAAUAUAUUUGCAUUAUUGUAAACUUAUUUGAAUUAAAUAAUAAAAUGAUACACUACAGUAAA
This is a messenger RNA of Saccostrea echinata, 552 nucleotides long. Its product is annotated as NADH dehydrogenase [ubiquinone] 1 alpha subcomplex subunit 5-like. NCBI's taxonomy places the organism in Eukaryota, Metazoa, Mollusca, Bivalvia, Ostreida, Ostreidae. Gene Ontology annotation, biological process: respiratory electron transport chain. Bases 102 to 461 code for a protein of 119 amino acids. The transcript is spliced from 2 exons. The record is from RefSeq and is a predicted model, not a curated record.